AUGGGCACUUUUACCUUUAGAUGGCCUCACGCCGCUGAGGAGGUCUACGUGACCGGCACCUUUGACGGCUGGUCCAAGAGUGAACAGCUCGACAAGGUUGGCGACCAUUUCGAAAAGACAGUCACCCUUCCCGAUUUCACAGAGAAGGUCUACUACAAGUUUGUUGUCGACGGACGUUGGACCACCGAUCACACAGCACCACAAGAAAAAGACCACGAAGGAAACGAAAACAACGUUUUGCUACCCGAGAACCUCAUCAGAACCACAGACCCAUCAACACAAGAACCAGAGCAACAAGCCAUGUCGAAUGAGAACCGCAAGGUAGAAGGGAGCAGCAAUACAGGAGAGCCCAGCUUUGCAGAGACCAUCAUGAGCGCACUCAACACUGUAACGCCCGAUUCGACGGCGCAAUCUGUCAGCAACCCUCUGGAGAACAAGAAGAACCACGGCCCUCCAGGUGGCUGGGUUGAGACCCCUGCGGCCGACGGCGACAAGACCUUCAGCGUUAGCCCCCUUCCUGCCACAGAUGGCGCUCUCAACCCCAUCGACCUCAAGCCCGGCGAAAAGAUCCCUGAUAGCUUCUCGGCCCAAAAUGUCAACACCCACGUUACUCUGGAUAAGGAGUCGUACGAAAAGAGCGACCGCAUUCCCGGCGUCGAUUUCAGCACAUCACCUGUUGCUGCUCCUACCGUGACCACUGAUGCGGAGACCGAAUUCAAGGUCAACCCUCUUCCUGCAACUGAGGGUGCUCUCAACCCCUUCAAGCUCGCACCCGGCGAGAAAAUUCCCGAUGACGUCAGGGCUGCAGACAUCAACACCAACGUUACACUAGAUAAGGAAUCGUACGAGAACAGCCCCGAUCGGAUUCCCGGCCUCGACGCCGCAUUGCCCCCGAUUUCCAAGAACAUGAUCCCCGAAUCCAGCCUUCCCAUCACUAGCAACAACGAUGUCUUCAUCAACACCGUCACCCCCAUCUCAACCACUGCUGCCUUGGCUGCCCAGGUUCCCUUUGACGAGCCUGCGGUUCCCGAGGCUGUCAGGGAAAGUCAGGAGAAGGCCCACGUGGAGCCCGGCGCAAGUGGUAUGGCCGAGGAGGUAAAGGUCAAGGCCGCCGUUGAGGAUGAGCUGUUGCACAAGGUUUCUGAGGUCCCCUCAACCUCCGAAGGCACUGCUGGAUAUGGCACCGAAAAGGCUGAGACUGACUUGUCCCUUGCCGAUGCUGUUGCAUUCGCCGGUAAUGCCGCUGCCGCUGCUGUCGUCGGCGCUGCCACCGUUGCCGCCGAUAAGCUCCCCGGUGUGCUCGAGAGCACCGCAAACGCCGCGGUAAAUGUUGGUAGCAAGAUCCCUGGUGCCGUUAAUGCGACCGCCAAUGCGGCUGUCGAUGUUGGCAGCAAGAUCGGACAAACCGCCAGCGAAGCUCUUGGUACUACCGCCAAUGCCGCCACCAACGCUGCGUAUGCCGCCAAAGACACCACCAGUGAUGUGCUUGGCAGCGCUGCCAAUGUUGCUGCUAGUGCCGGUACCCAGGUGCAGGAAACCGCCGCCAACACUGCUAGCACAGUCCAGCAGACUACCGCUGACGCUACAUCGACUGUUGCAAGCAGCCUCCCGAGCGUGCCAGACGUCACUGGCCACCUACCACAGGCGGUCCAGAAUAUUCUCCCUACGUCGUUUCAACCGGCGUUCCAAAACGGUCAGGCUCUUCCUACUUCUGCCGAGGUUGAGAGGUCCCUCGCGGCAGAAAAGGCAUCACGCGUUGAGGGGAUUUCUGCGGCCGUUCCUAUUGAGGUCAAGGAUUCCAUUGAGAAGGCUGGCGAGUCGCCCGAAGCUACCACCAAUGCCGCGGCAGUCUUGGAGAAGCAGGCCGUUGAGGCCGAGCUGCUGAGAGAGGUGAAGCCCACACAGGCCGAGCCCCCGGCCGUAGCCGCGUCGGUUCCAUCAGAAGUCAGGGAUUCCCUCCAGCAAGCCGAUGAGUCUCCCGAGGCUGCUGCUUAUCCUGCCGCUGUUGAGGACAAGAAGGCCGUUGAGAAUGAGCUGCUGAAGACCGUGAAGCCCACGGAGUCUGUCCCGCUAGCCUUGGCCUCGGCAGUUCCAGGAACCGUCAAGGAUUCCAUCACAAAGGCCGGUAAGGCUCCCGAAGCCGCCGCCAAUGCCGACGUUGUAGCGGAGAAGACUGCCGUCGAGGCCCAGCUUCUACAGGAAGUCAAGCCCGUCGAGGUAGUAGCCGACAAGAAGGCCGUUGAGGCUGAACUCCUACACGAGGUCAAGCGCACUGAGCCUACUGGCGAAUCAUCCACAAAGGCAACCACCAACGGCACGGCAACCAAUGGUUCGGCAGCCAACGGUUCGCCAGCGAACGGUGCAGCGGCCAAUGGUUCAACAGCCGCUGCUUCCAAGCCCGUUGAGACACCGGUCACUCCAACAACGCCGACAGCUACGGAGGGUUUCCAUGCUGCCAAUGGCAAUGGCAAGGCGACUGAGCAGCCGACUGUCACCACUGGCCCUGAGACUACGACCACGACCACGGCCUCUGCCUCUACCACCCCAGAGAGGAAGAAGAAGAACCGAGUCAGUGGUUUCUUCAGCAAGCUCAAGCACAAGUUCGCUUAG
Messenger RNA from Neurospora tetraspora, 2610 nucleotides. RefSeq lists its product as uncharacterized. The record is from RefSeq and is a predicted model, not a curated record. The coding region runs from base 1 to 2610 and encodes 869 amino acids. NCBI's taxonomy places the organism in Eukaryota, Fungi, Ascomycota, Sordariomycetes, Sordariales, Sordariaceae. Gene Ontology annotation, molecular function: protein kinase binding. Gene Ontology annotation, cellular component: nucleus; nucleotide-activated protein kinase complex; cytoplasm. The transcript has 3 exons. Gene Ontology annotation, biological process: signal transduction.